CACGAUGUUUCACAAACCGCCGCUACUUAUCUUAGACGAGCCCACAGUUGGUGUCGAUUCUGUGCUUCGCUGUCGUAUUUGGGAAUAUUUAGAAGAUAUGUGCAAAAAUCAUGGGACAACAGUUGUGAUAACGACACACUAUCUGGAGGAAGCAAACACUGCAUCCAAUGUUGCAUACAUACAGUCGGGCUCACUAUUAGUGCAGUCAAACCCUAGAGAUCUCCUGACAAAAUACGAGUGCCGGACACUGGAGGAGGCGUUUCUGCAGAUAUCCAUCACUAGAAAACACGAGACAAGAGUGGAGUCAUGCGAAACACCCAAACCUCAAGCCAUUGAACAGACGGCCAAAAAUAGCCUAAAUCUAUGUUCGGAUCGGAAGAAAUUGAUUGAUUUGAAACACAUUAGAGCUCUUCUCUGGAGAAGUCAAAUACGAAUCUCUCGGAAUCCCAUAAUAUUGGUUAUGCUGUUGUUAUUACCCGUAAUACAGAUUACAUUGUUCUGUGUGUGCACUGGAGGUCGUCUGAAUGCCAUUCCCAUUGCUAUACACGAACCCGACUUUGAUAAUCACUUAUCGCAUCAGUUCUUAGAGCAUAUCGAUAGGCAAAUGAUUCGCGAAGACUAUUACACAGACAAAGAGAAGGCCAUCGAAUCCGUGAAGAGUGGAAAAGCACUUUACGCCAUACUAUUCUCACAUAAUUUUAGCGAUAGCUUUGAGGCCAGAAUUGAGAACCCGUACGAACUGACGGACGAAGAGCUCGAUGAGAGUCACGUCAAACUGUACGCCGAUAUGACCAACACAGCGGUCAGUCCUUUCGUUCACCACUCGCUGUUGCAAAGUUCCCAAAGGUUUUUACACCAAUACAUGUCGUCCCUGGGCUUCAACCCCAGCGCGUAUUCCUUACCAUUUUCUAUACAACAACCAGUUUAUGGCGCUAUGAAUUCAUCAAUCUAUGAGUUUACGGCGCCGGGCGUUAUAAUCGCCACAAUACACGUCACAACAAUGCUAUUCUCGUCGCUACUGAUUGUGAUCGAGCGAAAGGACGGCCAUCUGGACAGAGCACUGGUCGCCGGCGUUAAUUCGGCCGAAAUACUAAUCGCACACAUAAUUAUGCUAUUGUUUUGUGUGAUCGCAAAAUCUAUUCUUCUCAUGAUUUUCUCAUUUAUUUUGUUUGAUAUUCCGUUGAAGGGAUCAGUUGUAGACGCGUUUGCCAUCAUUUUGUUACAGGGCUUACAGGGAAUGAGUUUUGGACUUUUUAUAUCCAUUAUUAGUUCAGAGGAGUCAAUAGCUUUGACACACAUACCGGUGCUCUGGUUGUGGUCAGUGUCCAUAUAUGGAUACACAACUGUCCCCAUCAUUAUGUGCGCUCAG
Molecule: messenger RNA, 1369 nt
Organism: Medioppia subpectinata
Lineage: Eukaryota; Metazoa; Arthropoda; Arachnida; Sarcoptiformes; Oppiidae
Source: the annotation of a GenBank genome assembly